Erigeron canadensis is the source of this 1266-nucleotide messenger RNA. Its product is annotated as thiamine thiazole synthase, chloroplastic-like. Bases 57 to 1112 code for a protein of 351 amino acids. The record is from RefSeq and is a predicted model, not a curated record. NCBI's taxonomy places the organism in Eukaryota, Viridiplantae, Streptophyta, Magnoliopsida, Asterales, Asteraceae. The transcript has 3 exons. Gene Ontology annotation, biological process: thiamine biosynthetic process.
UUCCAACUACAUUUUUCAUAAAUUUUACCACCUUUUUUCACACAAUCUUUCAUACAAUGGCAACUAUGGCAACAACAGUCACUAAAACAACUUUCUUAGAACAAUCAUCAUUCCAUGGAGUUCCCAUUUCUUCUUCACCAAUUCGUUUCCAACCAAUUAAAUCCACACAAAACAACAAGUCCAUCACCAUAUCCGCAUCGUCUUCGUCGCAAUAUGAUCUUGGAUCAUUCACUUUCCGACCCAUCAAGGAAUCGAUUGUGGCCCGAGAAAUGAUCAGGAGGUACAUGACUGAUAUGAUCACCUAUGCUGAUACCGAUGUCGUCGUCGUUGGUGCUGGAUCCGCCGGUCUCUCUUGCGCUUACGAGCUUAGUAAAAAUCCUAACGUUCAGGUGGCAAUUAUCGAGCAAUCCGUGAGCCCGGGUGGUGGUGCGUGGCUAGGCGGACAACUAUUCUCAGCAAUGGUUGUCCGGAAGCCAGCGCACCUCUUUCUAGACGAGCUAGAAAUCGAGUACGACGAGCAAGACGACUACGUCGUGAUCAAACACGCAGCUCUAUUCACAUCAACCAUCAUGAGCAAGCUUUUGGCUAGGCCAAACGUGAAGCUAUUCAACGCCGUGGCUGCUGAAGAUUUGAUCAUCAAAGAAGGAAGAGUUGGUGGUGUGGUGACUAACUGGGCUCUUGUGACUAUGAACCAUGAUACACAGUCGUGUAUGGACCCGAAUGUUAUGGAAGCUAAGGUGGUGGUGAGUUCAUGUGGGCAUGAUGGGCCUAUGGGUGCUACUGGAGUCAAAAGGCUAAGAAGUGUAGGAAUGAUUGAGAGUGUUCCUGGUAUGAAGGCACUUGAUAUGAACACGGCCGAAGACGCGAUUGUUCGGCUUACGAGAGAAAUCGUUCCCGGUAUGAUCGUCACCGGGAUGGAAGUUGCCGAGAUUGAUGGGUCACCGAGAAUGGGCCCGACCUUUGGGGCGAUGAUGAUAUCAGGGCAAAAAGCAGCCCAUUUGGCAUUGAGGGCAUUGGGGCUACCUAACGCUCUCGAUGGAUCCUAUGUCGGAAGUGGCAAGCCAGAGUUGAUUCUUGCAGCAGCAGAAAAUGCAGACAUUGUUGAUGCUUAAAUGUGGUAGAAUUUCAAUUUAGGAUGAGGAAUAAGAGUUGUGGAUAAUGGGGAUGUCGGUAGUGGUUUGAGAUGAAGCUUUUGUUUUCUUGUUGAUUUGCUUUGCUCAGGAUGAUGUUUGGGUUGAAUUAAUGGUCCCUUUUUCCCUUCGAUAA